Molecule: messenger RNA, 471 nt
Organism: Malassezia japonica
Lineage: Eukaryota; Fungi; Basidiomycota; Malasseziomycetes; Malasseziales; Malasseziaceae
Exons: 5
Coding region: 1-471 (156 amino acids)
Source: RefSeq, a predicted model, not a curated record
AUGGAUAUCGCACGCGAAGUCGUGAUGGGUAAAAUUUACAAGGUCUGGCUCCAGUUCCCGGCGAACAAAAAGUCGGACCUAUUUGGGCAUGCAAGCUCUCUGAUCGAGCUGGUCCAGCAGAAGGGCACGGAAAGCGACGACAAUUUCCAGGUGCAGCACCCGCCGACUGGAUUCCACCAUAUUUGUUUUAGCAUCCCUGAUAUUACGCACGCACGACACCGUCUCGAAUCGCUGGGCGUCGAGCUGGUGGACAUUGGCACGCCCAAGAAUGACAUUAUUGUCCUCAAGGACCCCGACGGCUAUCCCAUCCAGCUCCUCAGUCAAGACUUUGACAAGCACGAGGAGCUCGAGCAAGCAUGCCGCGAGGUCGUGAUGGAUGGCGCACAGCAGGCCAUGGAGGACAUCAAGCAGGACAACAACCCCAUUACGUUGGAAGAAGCCGGUCUAUACCAUCCCUCGAAAGCCACAUAG